UAUGAUAUUAGUACAGAAGAAUUCAAUGAUUCCAAUGAUUCCAACGAUUCCAACAAUGAAGUUUCAGAAACAAUUUCAGAAGUCACUGAUAUGGCAGUAGAUAGUGAAGAUAAUGAAAACAGUAAAUAUAAUGAAUAUAGUGAAAAUAGUGAAGAUAGUGUAGAUAGUAAAAGACAAGAAGAAAUGACGUCAAGUUCUGAAAUGAGAGAAAAUUCACAAGAUCUUCAAGAGUAUGAUGGUGAUAUUUCAUUAAUAUCACUUUCAAUUUCAGAAAGAUAUGAAAAUUUACCUUUGAGUUUACAAAGUUUUGAAGAAAAACCCGAAAUUAAAAAU
Molecule: messenger RNA, 333 nt
Organism: Diversispora eburnea
Lineage: Eukaryota; Fungi; Glomeromycota; Glomeromycetes; Diversisporales; Diversisporaceae
Source: the annotation of a GenBank genome assembly